This is a messenger RNA of Dentiscutata heterogama, 618 nucleotides long. Lineage: Eukaryota; Fungi; Glomeromycota; Glomeromycetes; Diversisporales; Gigasporaceae. The record is from the annotation of a GenBank genome assembly.
AUGGAACUUGCUGGUUUAAGUGUUGCUCAAGCAAUUGCCAAAGUAUAUGAUAAAUCAAGAUAUCCACGUGUUCUAAUUUGUUGUGGCCCAGGAAAUAAUGGAGGAGAUGGUCUUGUCGCUGCGCGUCACCUUUUUCACUUUGGAUAUAAACCAAAUAUAUUUUAUCCUAAACAAACCAAGAAUGAAUUAUAUCAGCGAUUGAUAAUUCAAUGUAAUAAUCUUGAUAUUCCAUUUAUAAAUAAUUUGUCUGAUCAACUUAAACAAAGCGAUCUAGUGGUAGACGCUAUAUUUGGAUUUAGUUUCACUGGUGAAGUAAGAGCACCUUUUGAUCAAGUUAUUCAGGAGCUAAAAGAAACAAAAUUACCAAUUGCUUCAAUCGAUAUACCGUCUGCAUGGGACGUUGAAAAAGGCAACAUUGAUGGUCGCGGUUUUACGCCGACGAUGUUAAUUUCUUUAACAUCACCAAAACUCUGUGCAAGACAAUACAACGGGAUACACUUUCUGGGUGGUCGUUUUGUACCUCCAAAAUUAGAGAAAAAAUAUGACCUUCAACUUCCUUUAUAUGCCGGUACCGAACAAGUGAUAGAUAUUACUAAUUUAUCAGGUGAAAAAUUGUGA